AUGCGGAGUGAGAUCGCACUUCUCAUCUCCCUUCGUGAUCGACCGUCUGAAAAAGUUUCAUCAAAGAUUCUCGUUGCAAAGAAAAUGCCUAAAUCAUCUCAUAAGAAGGCACGUUCAUACGCCAAUCAACCAGGGAAACUGUUCAGUCCUGAGGAAUCAAUAGAUAUUUCAUCGGACUAUCCCGAACCGAAAGGACGACCACAGUCGGUGUAUCUCGUUGCUGAGCGUAGUCGCUCUGCUUCCCGAGGCCAACCAGCUCAAUUCACAAUCGUGAUGAAACCCAGUGGUGCCGAAGGAAAGAGGCAUCCCUCCAGACCUCGAUCUUCUAGCUCAAGUUAUGCUUGCAUGCACUUUUGCAGUAGUAGCAGCAGCAGCCCUAGCAGCAGCAGCAAUAGUAGCAGCAGUAGCAGCAGCUCCACUAGCGGUAGGGGCCGUACGAGGAAUGUGGGAGGCUCAAGCAGUUCCAGCAGUUCAAGUAGCUCAAGCAGUUCCAGCAGUCUAAGUAGCUCAAGCAGUUCUCCCGCUGGACGCAAAAUGGGUGCAAGACGGAGUCCUACCGCUGUCAUCAGGAUUGAGCCACUGAUCUUCGAGACCAUCCCAAAAAAGAAGGCCAUGAGGAAAGUUGCACGCAAAGGGAAGAGUCCGAUCAGGGGCGGAGUACAUUGCUGCCAUCAGCAUCACUCCCAUCACCAUGGUUUCAACCGGCAAAAGCGUCAAAUGUCUCCAGUUGAGCAAAUUGUGGUGGAAAACUGUGAACCCGAAUUCGAGACGUGCUCGCAUGUGAACAACUGUCAAUCCAGUGUUGUUCUUCGUCAUGUUUGCUUGAAGUGCCAGAGGAACUUAGACAGGGGGAGAGCUGUCGUGAGGCAAGCGCAAUUCUAUUGCCGGAAACGCGGGCCAGAAGGGCAGAUCUCAAAGCAAACGCAGAUUACCCAGCGCUGGAUCUCCAGUCCACCACCCUCACGGCCGGCCGCAGUCGAAAGCUCGACCAAGGCGAAGCAAGUCUCCCAUAUGGCUCUGCCUUUCAGGGCAGCUUCGAAACAUCACUCCCCAAAAUACGCUCACAAUGACACUUCUAGCAGUGAGAGUGAGCAGAUUCAUCUGGGAGAUGGGGAGAUUUUCGCCAACCGCUUUUAUGAAAUGCUACCAGCUGCACCACAGAAGCAAUUCGUACAACAGAAACAAGGCACGCAGUGCCCAUUUUCACGGUACGAAGUAUUUCCGAUCUCAGAAGAGGAAUCUAUUGAGAUGAUCAAGCACAACAAAUUUGUGGGCGGAUUUCCUUCAGCAAUCGGACGUUCCACUUUCCCCCAUUCCUACUCCUUUUGCGAGCUUUCUUCCUUUUGA
Echinococcus granulosus is the source of this 1347-nucleotide messenger RNA. RefSeq lists its product as hypothetical. The coding region runs from base 1 to 1347 and encodes 448 amino acids. The record is from RefSeq and is a predicted model, not a curated record. Lineage: Eukaryota; Metazoa; Platyhelminthes; Cestoda; Cyclophyllidea; Taeniidae. The transcript is spliced from 15 exons.